Gastrolobium bilobum is the source of this 1626-nucleotide messenger RNA. RefSeq lists its product as uncharacterized. The record is from RefSeq and is a predicted model, not a curated record. NCBI's taxonomy places the organism in Eukaryota, Viridiplantae, Streptophyta, Magnoliopsida, Fabales, Fabaceae. Bases 1 to 1626 code for a protein of 541 amino acids. The transcript is spliced from 2 exons.
AUGCUGCAUCAAGGGUCCUUGAAAACAAAAACUCCAGAGGAAGCCUUGGAAUUAUUAGAGUCUUUAGCCUCUCAGGAGUAUGAUAAUGCUCCCGUACCACAGAGAAGAGCGGGGAUUAUGAAGCUUGAUGGCUAUGAUGCUAUCCUGGCCCAGAAUGAUCAGAUUCUACAGUUUAAUAAGAAACAGCAACAACAACUAGAUGCUCUCACGAAGCAAUUUUCUGAUUUUCAAGUUUCUUCUGUUAAUACUCCAAUAGCUUCUGUUAAUACUUCUUCUAUUGUUUGUGAUAUUUGUGCAGGUGCUCAUGCUACUGAUGACUGCAAGGCACCCGAAACUGCAGAUGUUAAUGGAAUUUGGCAUGAUCAAAAAGCUCCAUAUAAUCCAGGGAGGAACCAAUACGGCAAUAAUCAGAAUCAAGGGUGGAGAAAUAAAAAUCAAAAUCAACACCCGGGAUUUAGUUACAGUUCGAACCAUCAGCUGAAUCCUCCUAUGCCAGUGCAACAGCAACCUCCUCAACAAUCAGAAUGGGAAAAGGCCUUUGCACAACUAUCCAAGACCACAUCACACUACAUUCAAAGUUCCAAUAAUUUUAGAGAAGACACUUCAGCCUUUAUGCAAGAGACAAGGGCCUCAUUCCGGAAUCAAGAAACUUCUAUCCGGAAUCUUGAAACUCAGAUUGGCCAGCUAUCAAAGCAGUUCACUGAAAGAGUUCAAGGAACUUUUCCAGGUAACACUAUUCCAAAUCCAAGUAGGGAACACUGCAAUGCGAUUACUACUAUGAGUGAGAAAGACAUUGAACCUGUGGUAAAGCCUUCAGUUGAGAAAAAGAAAGAUGAUGAUAUUGCAACUGAAAAGGAAAAAGAAAAGGAAGUUGCCAAAGAAUUUGCUGCAGAGAAAACUGUUCCUGAGAAGAAAGAGUUCAAAUGGGAGAAAAAGAAAGCUCAAGAAAGGCAAGAAAAGCCAUUGAAGCUCUCACCUUAUGCAAAGAUUCCAUAUCCGCAGAGGUUCAGAGAGGAAAUCAAAAAGCAGCAGUAUUCCAAAUUCCUUGACAUUUUCAAGAAGCUGCAAAUCAAUAUCCCGUUUACUGAGGCCUUGGAGAACAUGCCCAAUUACGCAAAGUUCAUGAAAGAUCUUCUAUCACGAAAGCGUAAGCUACAAGAAUGUGAGACGGUGACGCUGACAGAGGAAUGCAGUGCCAUUAUCCAGAAAAAGUUGCCUCCAAAGCUUAAAGAUCCAGGAAGAUUCAGCAUUCCAUGCAACAUAGGCAAUAUGGAAGUGAAAAAUGUUCUAUGUGAUCUCGGUGCCAGCAUCAACGUGAUGCCACUAUUUAUGAUGAAGAAACUGGGGAUCACUGAAGUAAGGCCAACCAAGACAAUAGUUCAACUGGCUGACUGCUCUACAAAGCAAGCUUAUGGCAUUAUUGAGGACAUACUGGUAAAGGUUGACAAAUUCAUCAUUCCUGUUGAUUUUGUCAUCCUUGAUAUAGAGGAAAAUUUUACUAUUCCUAUGAUCUUCGGAAGACCUUUCUUGGCAACCUCAGGAGCGCUGAUUGAUGUACCGAAAGACACUACACAGGAUGCUGAUAGAAAUGAUAUUGCACCCACUACUGAAAUUGAUGAGGAUUGA